Molecule: messenger RNA, 1446 nt
Organism: Ceratotherium simum simum (southern white rhinoceros)
Lineage: Eukaryota; Metazoa; Chordata; Mammalia; Perissodactyla; Rhinocerotidae
Gene: PIM3
Product: Pim-3 proto-oncogene, serine/threonine kinase
Biological process (GO): protein autophosphorylation; negative regulation of apoptotic process; regulation of mitotic cell cycle
Cellular component (GO): cytoplasm
Molecular function (GO): ATP binding; protein serine/threonine kinase activity
Source: RefSeq, a predicted model, not a curated record
GGAGCCGGGCGGCGAGAGGCGGCGCAGAGCCCGGAGGCCGAGAGCCCGCGCCCGCCGCCGCCCGCGAUGCUGCUCUCCAAGUUCGGCUCCCUGGCGCACCUUUGCGGGCCGGGCGGCGUGGACCACCUCCCGGUGAAGAUCCUGCAGCCAGCCAAGGCGGACAAGGAGAGUUUCGAGAAGGUGUACCAAGUGGGCGCCGUGCUGGGCAGCGGCGGCUUCGGCACGGUCUACGCGGGCAGCCGCAUCGCUGACGGGCUCCCGGUGGCUGUGAAGCACGUGUUGAAGGAGCGGGUGACCGAGUGGGGCAGCAUCGGCGGCGUGGCCGUGCCCCUCGAGGUGGUGCUGCUGCGCAAGGUGGGCGCGGCGGGCGGCGCGCGCGGCGUCAUCCGCCUGCUGGACUGGUUCGAGCGGCCCGACGGCUUCCUGCUGGUGCUCGAGCGGCCCGAGCCGGCCCAGGACCUCUUCGACUUCAUCACGGAGCGCGGCGCCCUCGAUGAGCCCCUGGCGCGCCGCUUUUUCGCGCAGGUGCUAGCAGCCGUGCGCCACUGCCACGGCUGCGGGGUCGUGCACCGCGACAUAAAGGACGAGAACCUCCUCGUGGAUCUGCGCUCUGCCGAGCUCAAGCUCAUCGAUUUCGGUUCGGGCGCUCUGCUCAAGGACACGGUCUACACCGACUUUGACGGCACCCGAGUGUACAGCCCCCCGGAGUGGAUUCGCUACCACCGCUACCACGGGCGCUCGGCCACCGUGUGGUCUCUGGGCGUGCUGCUCUACGACAUGGUGUGCGGGGACAUUCCCUUCGAGCGGGACGAGGAGAUUCUCCGGGGCCGCCUCUUUUUCCGGAGGAGGGUCUCCCCAGAGUGUCAGCAGCUCAUUCAGUGGUGUCUGUCCCUGCGGCCUUCUGAGCGGCCCUCACUGGACCAGAUUUCUGCCCACCCUUGGAUGCUGGCUGCAGACGGGGGCACCCCGGAGAGCUGUGACCUGCGUCUCUGCGCCCUGGACACGGACGAUGGGGCCAGCACCACCUCCAGCAGCGAGAGCUUGUGAGGAGGGGCCUGCACCUGGCUUGUGGGACUGUGGGACCCAGAAGGACCACCUGCCCCAACUUGGCCCUGCGAGAGACCACAGACGGACUCUGCUUGGUCGCCUGCUCUUUGCGAAAGCAGUGAACUCUGAUCCCUGGUGACCUUUGCCUUUGGCACCGGGCCGUUUCCUUUGCUUUGAGUGCCUUUUCGAUCGCUGCUCUCACAGACUUGGUUUCUCAAGCUCUGUCUGCCCAAAGACGCUCCGGUCAGAGCGAGGUUCCCCUUGCCCUGGGCAGGUGCUUGAACCUGAGACUGUCCCUCUCCUGUGCUGCUCUGGGAGGUGGCCAGCCGGCCCUCAGCGUCUCCCUGUGUGACCAUGUUGGACCAGGAGCACUCCCAUGUCCUGUGGCCUCAUCUCACC